Molecule: messenger RNA, 726 nt
Organism: Kwoniella shivajii
Lineage: Eukaryota; Fungi; Basidiomycota; Tremellomycetes; Tremellales; Cryptococcaceae
Exons: 4
Coding region: 1-726 (241 amino acids)
Biological process (GO): transcription initiation at RNA polymerase III promoter
Cellular component (GO): RNA polymerase III complex
Molecular function (GO): nucleotide binding
Source: RefSeq, a predicted model, not a curated record
AUGAAGAUAUCAAAUACAGCUCCAUUGCAUCUAUCGAACCAAGAAGUAUUAGCUCAUUUCUUGUCAUUGAAAGAUGAUAAUGAUCACUUGAGCGCUUCGAUAGAGUUGAAAAGAUCAAGGGAUAAAGCAUUUGCAAGAGCUAAAUAUCCAUUGGAAAGGGAUAAUCCAGAUGAUAAUGAUCCCACUUUAUUAGAACCGUUAGAUCCUGAAGAUGAGAAAACGUUGAAUAUCGCUGAGAGAAGAGGGUUGAGUGAUGAGUUGGUCUGGGUACAGAACGAGGCCAUAAAAUACCUGUGUCAACCUUAUAACGCAACUUCCAGACAAACAGAUGAAGGAGUAGCUAGAUUAGCAGAUGAUUUGCAAGAUCAUCAAUUGACAAAAGCGGAAGUACUACAAAUUACCAAUCUCGCUCCGAUAGAAGUUGUAGAACUAUACGCUAUCAUAGAGGAACCAGAUACAAGAUACUAUCCGGAUGCAUCAGAGAAAUUACAGUUCAUAGCAGAUCAAAUUUCCGCUACGUUGUUAUCUUCCCCCCGACCAGAAUUGGCAGAAUGGACGAAUCGACAUAUACCACACGAAGAAGGGGAAGGUUAUGAACAUGGUUAUGUCAAUCAAGAUGAACUGGAGAUGAAUGCCAUGAUGUUGGAACAGGAAUACGUGGUUGAAGAAGGUGGCAGAGCGGGUGAAGGUGGUGUUGAUGAUGAGAAAGAUGAAAGUAUGGAUUAA